CACCGAUCCACGGAAAGAGCCGAAGAUGUCGGCUCGGUCCAAUCACAGCUGAUCACUGAUGAUCAGUGUGCCCUGAUGAUCAGUGUAGCCCCAGCAGUGUCACCUGUCAGUGCUCAUCAGUGCCACGUGCCAGUGCCCAUCAGUGCCGCAUCAAUGACACAUAUCAGUGCCCAUCUGAGCUGCCUUUCAGUGUCACCCAUCAGUGCCAGUCAGUGCCACCUAUCAAUGCCAAUAAGUGCCACCUAUCAGUGGUGCCAAUCAGUGUCACCUAUCAGUGCCAGUCAGUGCCGUCUAUCAGUGCCCAUCAGUGCCACCUAA
Staurois parvus is the source of this 318-nucleotide messenger RNA. The record is from the annotation of a GenBank genome assembly. NCBI's taxonomy places the organism in Eukaryota, Metazoa, Chordata, Amphibia, Anura, Ranidae.